Patella vulgata (common limpet) is the source of this 2581-nucleotide messenger RNA. Its product is annotated as beta-1,3-galactosyltransferase 1. The transcript is spliced from 3 exons. The record is from RefSeq and is a predicted model, not a curated record. Gene Ontology annotation, cellular component: membrane. Gene Ontology annotation, molecular function: hexosyltransferase activity. Bases 158 to 1315 code for a protein of 385 amino acids. Lineage: Eukaryota; Metazoa; Mollusca; Gastropoda; Patellidae.
AAAACUGACAUAUGUAAUAUGAUAGCAUACAGGGUUUAACAUGGCAGAUAUUAAAGCAAAAUCCGUGCUUUAGUCUGGGUAAAACGUUAUUCCUCAACACCUAACACUGCAAGAAAAAAAAAGAAACGUUUUGGUUAAGGAUUGAAAGACUCAGAAAAUGCGUCCAAAACGACUUUGUGCUAUACUCUACUAUACUGGUGCUAUUUUUAUGAUUUAUCAAAUAAUAAGUUAUAUACACAUGUGGCAAGCUGUUCAGCCAAUUCAUCAGAGCUUUAACGAAUUAUUUAAAAAAGAGAUAUUACAUAAAUAUGACCUUAGCAAUGUUGCAACGGAUGAGGAAAUGAAGAAAGUUUUAAACUUAAUAUUACUUAAAUAUGCCUUAGAUUCAAAAUCGAAGAAUGAUAGCCGUAAUGUGCAUCCGGUCUUGAAUCCAGUAAUAAAUGACAAAACUGUGAAUCCAGUAAUAAAUGGUGCUAAUCCGAUAUUUAACGGCGAUUAUUUAUUAAAUAAUAUGGGUGUAUGUCCAGAUAAUUUAACGAUUAUCGUAGUCGUUCAUACCGCUCCAGAUCAUUUCAUCCGUCGACAAAAUAUUCGUACAACGUAUGGUUCAAGUACUAUGUUCUUACCGGUCAACAUUCGAACUGUGUUUCUUAUAGGCCGAGUGAAAACGGCGGAAAAACAAGCUGUGAUUAUAUCGGAGUAUUCUCGAUAUGGCGAUAUAAUUCAAGGAAAUUUUAUCGACGCUUACCAUAAUUUAACAUAUAAAGCAGUUAUGGGUCUUCACUGGGUAUCACAUUAUUGUUCACAAGCAAAAUAUGUCGUAAAAGUAGAUGACGAUCUAGUGUUUGAUAUGUGGCGAUUUUUAAACAUGUUCCAUGCCCGUAAUCACUUUAUCUCGAAAUCAAUAUACUGUUAUGUUCGAGUUAAGGGUAAAAUUCAUCGUAAAGGCAAAUGGGAGGUUCCUAAAGAAAUGUUUAAUGGUUAUGCAUCCUAUCCGUUUCAACACUGUAUCGGAUUUACGGUUAUUUAUAGCGGAGACAUUAUUCCGGCAUUAUACCGUGCUUCAUACAAAGUACCCUUCUUUUGGCUUGAUGACGUGUACGUAACGGGUAUGUUAAGAAUCGCUGUCGAUGGAAUCCAUCUAAAUCAACACACACAAGAUAAUCUUUUACGUCCAACUUUAGGAGGGUUAAAAUGUCUACAAGAACAAGGCAGAAACUGUACUUACUUAUCUAUGGGUGCCACAGAGGGCACAUUUAAUGCCACGUGGCUAGCUAUAAAGCGUAGGAGUCACAACUCUCUUAAAAAAACUUAAAAAGUGUCCCGACAGCUUUACUCGAUGGUAUAGAUAUCUUGAUAACCACGCGUUGUAAUCAAAACAAAGUGCCAUCAUUUCGAUCGUUUGAGUAUGGGCAACGAAAAACAUCAACAGAAGACAAUUACAAGGUUUCGAGUGUAUCGUUAAUUCCCUGUACAUAUACGUUGAAUCUAUCAUGUUAUAUAUCAUAUUAAAGAUACUCAUGGGUAAAAUUUAAGACCCGUAAAACGAAUGUCAUUGUUUUUGUGUCGUAUUUGUGUUCAAAAGAAAAUUCAUUCACCCGACUCUAAUCAAAAAUAUGAUUAAAACAAAAUAUUUUAAAUGGUAAAGCUAUAAACUUUGCAGAGAUUUUACUAGAAUGUAAAAAAAUGGUAACACGAUAAAGGAAUACGGGCAGUUAUGUGUGUGAACGCCCAAACUCAAUACCGAGCCGAGACUUAUAGCAUAUUCUUAUACAAAACUUGAAUUGUCGUAAAGUUACCGCAACCAUGGCAUGCUGCAACCCUUUUAUACGAAAUGAUCUCUGUCGAAGAGUAACGUAAUCAGCUUCAGCUUCCAUUUUAGAAUUUUUCGAUGUCAGAAGUUUAUCAGAAUUCAAUUUAAAACACUCAGAUAAGUUUAUAAUAACCAAAGUUAUGUAGUUUUUUCAUAAUCGAUGAAAUCCGUUUAAAACUUUCGAUGGUUCAGACAGUAGUUUAUCCUUUCAUCAUAGUAUAAUAUGGGUAGGUAAAUAAUGUCCUUAUUUGUUGGGGAGCCAUGGUGGAUAAGACGUUGGCUCGCUGGCUCCCGGUGUUGGCCGAGAAACUUCAUUGUGAUUUUCCGGCGUGGUUUCUCCUUGAUGAACUAUCUCGGCCCAAACCGGGAGCGAACCCGCAACCAUUUUAGAAAGGCGCGCACAGACUAUAUAUUUGUAAUUUACAUGUAUAUUUUAUAUAAUAAUUGUAAUUUAAAUUUGAUGCAUAUGCGUUAUGUUGUUUUUUUUUGUAUUGUACAUGUUUUAUUUUAUUCAUGUGGAAUUUUUGUACUGAUGUUUCUUAAAAGAUAAAAGUCUUGUAUUAUUCAAAGUUUAAAGGCAGUUUUGAUAAUUUUAAUGCUAUUUGUAUUAUAUAAAUAAAAUAUUGGUGCGAUGAAAAUAAAGUUAAUUGGUGUUUAACAAAUGUGUACACGUGGCCUCGGUUUUUGACCCACUCGAACGACUAUUCGUUGUCCCUAGCAAGACCAUCCGCCCUCCACCAGCGACAAAGGGGAACCACGCCAGAAAAU